UUUUCUCCCUCUUUCAAAAUUACCUUUUUUUUCGAACCUUGAUUUAUUUUAUUUAUGAUUUAUUUUAUUUACGUCCUAUAUAAUCCAAAGUGGUUGUAAUAGGAACUUAGGAACUGAAUUUUACGUGAAUGUAAGUAAGUUUUACUGAUGGAAGGAAGAGGAAUAAUGGAAUAGCAGUGAAGGAGUGGUUGGUGGAGGUCUUUUUGGGAAUUUCGACUGUUCUGCACAUAGAACUGAAUUAUAAUCUAUUUUUUUUUCAUUGGAAAAAGACAAAGGAAGUUGUUCUGAUAUGGCGGAUGCAGUAUAUAUAUUUAUUUAUGUAUGCAUGUAUAGAACACUGGACCACAGUGUGGAGGUGGUCCAGUUUUGAUCUGGUGAGUCAGCAGGUACACCUUGAUUACCUUGAAGCUGGCGCAGAUAUUAUUAUCACAGCGUCCUAUCAGGCCACAAUUCAGGGGUUUGAAGCAAAAGGCUUUUCUAGAGAACAAAGUGAAAACUUGCUUAAAAAAAGUGUGGAUAUUGCCCUAGAGGCAAGGCGUAUGUAUUAUGAAAGAUGUAGUAAAAGUUCUAGUGGUGGAACUGGAGAUGGUAGGAUACUAAAAAAUCGUCCAAUCUUGGUUGCAGCAUCUGUAGGCAGCUAUGGGGCUUAUCUGGCUGAUGGUUCUGAGUACAGUGGGUGCUAUGGUGAGGCAAUGACAGUAAAUGCUUUGAAAGAAUUUCAUCGAAGAAGGGUUCAGGUCCUGGCUGAAGCAGGUCCUGACAUAAUAGCAUUUGAAACAGUUCCGAACAAGAUAGAAGCUCAGGCUUUUGCUGAACUCUUAGAUGAAGAACACAUAAAGAUUCCUGCAUGGUUAACUUUCAACUCAAAAGAUGGCGUCAAUGUAGUUAGCGGCGAUUCUUUGCUUCAGUGUGCAUCAAUUGCUGAAUCUUGCAAGCAAGUUGUUGCUGUUGGAAUCAACUGCACGCCACCUAGAUUUAUUCAUGAUCUGAUUUUAGCAAUUAAGAAGGUCACUACCAAACCCAUAGUUAUAUAUCCCAAUAGUGGUGAGAGGUAUGAUGCUGAUCGGAAGGAAUGGGUGGAAAAUACAGGAGUCUCAGAUGAAGAUUUUGUCUCUUACGUAAACAAAUGGUGCGAGAUUGGGGCUUCGCUUGUAGGAGGUUGUUGUAGAACUACUCCAAAUACUAUCAAAGCCAUAUACAGGGCACUUUCCGAUAGAUCCCCUGCAGCACCCGGGCAGAAAUCAAAAACAGCAACUUGAUUAUAUAAGCAAAUGGGAUGCCGAGGUGCCUUUUAAAUUUCUAACUUGUUUCCCAUGCUUUAGUCUGAAGAGAAUGCUUGCCACAAGCUUUGCCUUACAUGUAGUAGUUAAUUGCUGUUGUAGCAGCCGCUAUUUUCGUUCAUGAGGAGCAUGCAUCUUGUAUCAGUUUCGGGUUUCCCACUCUCUUGUUUCACGAGUUAUAUUAUUUUGGUUCUAAUUGUUGUUUCCUAAAGGUUAAAUGUAUUAGCCUGGCCCUUUGAAGGUGUUUGGUAUGCAUGUUAUAAAGUACUCAUUAAUCUGGAAAUUUUAUUAGUAGGAAUCUGAUUUUCAUAUUUGGUAUAUGCUAGAAAGUAUUCACUUUCUUGAGAAUAUAA
Messenger RNA from Gossypium arboreum, 1633 nucleotides. RefSeq names its product homocysteine S-methyltransferase 2. The record is from RefSeq and is a predicted model, not a curated record. Bases 297 to 1259 code for a protein of 320 amino acids. Gene Ontology annotation, molecular function: zinc ion binding; S-adenosylmethionine-homocysteine S-methyltransferase activity. Gene Ontology annotation, biological process: S-methylmethionine cycle. Lineage: Eukaryota; Viridiplantae; Streptophyta; Magnoliopsida; Malvales; Malvaceae. The transcript has 7 exons.